AUGAAUUCUCCCGCAUUCAAGCACUCCUACGGCGGACCCGACUACCACCGACGACUUCACGCCGACGAGACCAUUUGGACGAGGCUGACGGAGCCGAGCGUCGUCGUGUCCCUCUUUGCACUCGUCCUCACAGCGCUCGUCUCUGUUUUCGGCGCUUCCCUUCCGACCACCCUACUCUCGCACGCCUCUCGGACCCUCUGGGACGUAAUCGUCUGGCUUAUCCCCCACGACGCCUUGACCCUUCUGGAAGCCUGGCUGCAUCCGCCGCUCGUUCCGCGACCGAUGCUCCAGAACCAAGCCAGAACACAUGCGGCCAAGAGUGCGCUCCUGAAGAAGAUUCUCGGCAUGGACAGACAGGGAGGCAUCAUGGGGACGGUCUCGCAAGCCGGCAUUCGAGGGCUGUCGUCCGUCUCCGGGGCCAUGAUGAGCCUCAAGGGCUCCAGCAACUACCCGCCGGGCCUGGGGAACCUCGAUAACUCGUGCUACCAGAACAGCAUCCUGCAAGGGCUGGCCUCGCUCAAGCCUUUUCCAAAGUACCUGGCCGACCCCGUCCAGGACCCCGAGAUUGACCGCCGGAAAGUCGAGGCCGUCGACACGCUGCGGAACCUGAUUGAAGACCUCAACAGCGCUCGGAACUACGGCAAGACGCUGUGGACGCCAGGCUCGCUCAAGAACAUGAGCACGUGGCAGCAGCAGGAUGCGCAGGAAUACUUCUCAAAGCUGCUCGACGAGGUGGACAGGGAGAUUUCAAAGGUGGCCAAGGCAACCAUCAAGUCGUCGGGCUUCGAGUCCGAGUGCGCCAACGACGACACUGCCACGAGCCAGCACAGCGACGACAGCGGCUACCAGAGUUUGUCGACGGCUUCCAAGAUCAGCGCGGCCUCCAAGUCUCUGAGAAACCCCCUCGAGGGGCUCGUUGCUCAGCGGGUGGCCUGCGUGGAGUGUGGGCACUCUGACGGCCUUUCCAUGAUCCCCUUCAAUUGCCUCACGCUCAGUUUGAAUGUGGGCGGCAAUGAUCACGAUUUGUACGAGCUUCUAGACGCGUACGCCCACAUUGAAUCGAUUGAGGGCGUUGAGUGUGGAAAAUGCACGCUCCUAAAAGCCAAGAGACUGCUGACCCUCCUCGUUGAGAGAGCGGAAGCGUCGUACACUGACGAGCAGAAGCUCAAGGAACCAAAGUCGCGGCUGGCGGCCGUUGAGGAGGCCCUGGAAGAGGACGACUUCGAGGACAAGACGUUGACGGAAAAGUGCAAGUUCCCCCCCAACUUCAAGGUCUCGUCGACAAAGACGAAACAGGCCGUCAUUGCACGCCCGCCGCAGAGUCUCGCCGUUCACAUGAACAGGUCCGUGUUUGACGAGAACACUGGCAUGAUGUACAAGAACUCGUCCGGGAUCCGGUUCCCCCUGACGUUGGACCUCGGACCGUGGUGUUUGGGUAGUGCCAGCAAAACGGGUUCCACUGACGGCUUGGAGGACGAGGAGCAGUGGCUGUUGGAUCCGCGGUCCUCGAUGAUUGCCGGCGACAAGCGCAAGUCGUACAUUACCGGGCCGAUCUACGAGCUGCGGGCCGUCGUCACGCACUAUGGCCGUCACGAAAACGGGCACUACGUCUGUUACCGCAAGUUCCCUCGACACUCGCCGCCGAGUGAUGGCGAGGAGGUUGUCUCGCCCAAGUCGGAGCCUCUGGACGACGACCCCGAUGCGGACAUGGACUGGUGGCGUCUCAGUGACGACACGCUCCGCAAGGUUGACGAAGAGGAGUUGCUGGCGCAGGGUAAUGUCUUUAUGCUAUUCUACGACUGUGUCGACCCCAACAUUAUCCCCUCGUCCGAGGUUACUGCCGUAGAGGCUGUGGCGGCCCAGGACGCAGACGCGAUGGACGCAGAGGACGAGGAGACGCCCAAGGUGGAGAAGCCCGCCUUUACAUGCACGGUGAAGGAGGUCUCGGAGGAGGAUGAUGAUGAUGAGAUGCCGGUGGCCGGUACUAUGGUGGCGGUCGCCGAGGGAGAUGUCUCACAGGCGCGGUCUGUGCCGCUGCCAGGAGACGGAGACGACGAGUUGGGAGAGAAUCAGACCGAGCGAGGACCGCAGAUGAUUGCCGUCUGA
Colletotrichum fioriniae is the source of this 2106-nucleotide messenger RNA. The record is from RefSeq and is a predicted model, not a curated record. Lineage: Eukaryota; Fungi; Ascomycota; Sordariomycetes; Glomerellales; Glomerellaceae.